AUGUUGGCAUGUCUUGCAUACGAUGAUGUCUGCGAGAAUGUAACAAAUGUGGAAGCUAAGCUCGGCCAAACAGUACAGUUAAAAUUCAACAAAUUCACCGGCAAUAUUGAUAUUGAAUUGAAGUAUCCCGAGAAUGGUGCAAUUUAUCAAAAGGCUAUAAUCAAAGAUGGCAAAACAACAAAAUACGGGAUGGAACGUUUUGGAAAUCGGAUAACCUACAUAAACGGCAGUCUUAUUAUAAGAAAUGUAAAGGAAAGUGAUGCAGCAUCAUAUACAUAUAAAUUAGGUCAUUAUUCACAGAAAAUAAAACUUAUUCUUUCAUAG
Messenger RNA from Brugia malayi, 324 nucleotides. RefSeq lists its product as uncharacterized. Bases 1 to 324 code for a protein of 107 amino acids. The transcript has 2 exons. Lineage: Eukaryota; Metazoa; Nematoda; Chromadorea; Rhabditida; Onchocercidae. The record is from RefSeq and is a predicted model, not a curated record.